Messenger RNA from Aureobasidium musti, 1656 nucleotides. NCBI's taxonomy places the organism in Eukaryota, Fungi, Ascomycota, Dothideomycetes, Dothideales, Saccotheciaceae. The record is from the annotation of a GenBank genome assembly.
AUGUCGGAAGAACCUCGCAAACGAUCGCGUUUCGACCAGACCGAGUCUGAUGCGCGCCCUUCUCGCUUCGACCGUCGUUCGCGCUCGCCCAGAAACAGAACCUCAGAGCCUCGUCAACGCACUCGCAGCCCCGUCUCUGGCACAAACAGUCCCGCACCGAAGGAUCCUGCUGCAGCUGCCGCCGCUGCUGCUGCAAAGAUCAAUGCCCAGAUCCAAGCUCGCAAGGGCAUCCAGCAUGUCGACGUUCCCCCGAUCCGUUCUGUACGCCAAAACAACUCGUCCUACAUCUAUCCCGUUUCCGCGCUGACCCGUCAUGCGCAGACCGAANNAAGCCCUUCCGCUACUGGAACACAGUCUCCUGCCGCCGGCGGCUUGAACGCUGACAUCUACACCCAAGAUGGUGAUUUCAUUCGCGACAUCGAAGUCAACGAUCUGCGCAACCGCUACACCCUGACCAAGGGCUCUACUCAGAAAAUGAUCAAAGAAAAGACUGGCGCCGGUAUGCACCAUUUCCACACGUUGACGAUUUGUGAACAAGGCUUAUUUGUCCUAAAGAUGUUACCACUAGAGGAAGCUAUUACCCCGACAAGGCCAUGGCAACCGCUGCCUCUANNGAACCCUCCUCUUUACCUCCACGUUACCAGCACCACUAGAGAUGGCCUCGAGAAGGCUGUGGCCGAGAUUGACGAGCUUAUGAAGCAGGACCUACCCAAUCUCGUAGACGAGAGGCGUUUCCGUCGUAGAGAGCCGGAGCAGGUCGAGAGAGAUUCCAUGGGUCGUGUAAGUCAUUCUCUGAGCCCAACACACACUCCUUGCUUGUCUUUAACACCAUUUAUANNGCGCAAAUGGCCCGAAGAGAAGAUCCCUGUAGAUCUCGAACCCAUUCCUGGCUUCAACCUCCGCGCCCAAGUCGUAGGCCAGGGCGGUUCCUAUGUCAAGCACAUCCAGCAGGAGACUCGAUGCCGUGUCCAAAUCAAGGGCCGUGGAUCUGGUUUCAUGGAGCAUGAUACCGGACACGAGAGUGACGAAUCUAUGUAUCUGCAUGUUGCCGGCCCUGACCCCAACGAGGUUCAACGUGCCAAAGAGCUCUGUCUCGAUCUCUUGGCCAAUGUUCGCACUCAAUACGAGCAGUUCAAGGAACGUGGCCCUCGUGGCGGCAGAGGUGGAGGUGGCGGCGGCGACGAUUAUGGCGAUCGUGGACACCGUGGCGGCUAUGGCGACCGUGAUCGCAACAGCAGCUAUGGAGGUGGACGGGACGGUGGUCGAGAUGGUGGUUAUGGUGGAGGUUACGGAGGUGGUUACGGAGGCGCCGCCUCGCCCGCAGCCGCUCAUACAGGAGCUGCAGCUUCAGCCAUGAGUCCAGGCGCUGCCGCCACGCCCGACUACGCUCAAGCCUAUGCCCAGUACUAUCAACAGAACGGACAGGACCCAUACGCCGCGUACGGAGGAUACGAAGCCUACACAAGAAUGUACUGGCAGUACUACCAGCAACAACAGGGCGGUGUCCCAGGCGCAGAACAGGCUCCUGCCUAUGACAACGGCGCAGCACCUCCUCCUCCUUCCUCUGAAGCUCCUCCACCCCCAGCAGACAAUGAAGCUCCUCCUCCGCCACCACCCAGUGGUUACAACGCUAUGCCGCCACCUCCAGGAAUGUGA